AUGAGUAGUUACAAUGGUUUUUGGUGGGAAUAAAUCUGACGACACAGAUUCUAAUAAACAAGUGGGUGAAUGGGAAAAAGAUUUUGACCAAUUCACCGAUCGAUUUAAUGAGAUUGCAAAGAAAACAAUUUAUCACACUGGCGGGAUCUUAGGAGAUAUCAAUGACCGAGCCAAACAAAUGACGCUCGAUUGGUUAUUUGAUGAGAGUUCUGAUAAGAAGCCAGGAUACGAGGAGGACAUCAAGGAUAUUAGUAAUAGUUUCAAAUCAAUGAUUACCGAUUUGAGCCCAAGAAUUGAAGAGUUCAUUUCUAAACCUUACGAAGAUAGAACAGGAUGCAAAGAAGAUAAGUUUGGAUUUGGAUUCAGACCAUGGGGUGGGUUCCACCGCGGGUUUAGAAGCGGCGAAACUCCGUAUGGGUACUAUUCAUACGGAGCACCAUCCGCAAGGUAUUAUAACGAAUGCUUGAAUAAAGAAGGGGAAUCAGUAUGGGAUUCCAAAGGGUAUUGGAGAUGUUUGUUCCCCAAUCGUGAAGUGCCCAAUGAGUUAUUGAAUUAUAAGAAGCAAUACAAACCGGACGAGAUCUUAACUAAAGAAGAUUUUGAACAGGCGGUAACUGAGAAAGGAGCAAGUAACGAAGACGUGAUUGAAUUGGGUAAUAGAGGAACCUUCUUUAAAAAAUUUGAUGCUUAUUUAAGUUGGAAGAAUGUCAUGUAUGAAAACGUUAAGAGAGAACGAGAAAUGAAAAGACAAGCAUUCAAAGAAAGACAAAUUACAAAUAUCGAAGAUAAACAAGUGGUUUCAUCAUCAAUACAAUCUAGUAUGAAUACCACUGAUGACGAAAUUGUUUUGAAUGAAAUCAAGACAGAAAUUUUCAAUGAUGGUAGUUCGAUUACAAAGAACAUCACCAAGAGUAAACCCGUUGGGUCCAAGGAAUGGGUUAACGUCAACGAGAGUGUUGACCACGGAAAUGCCAACUCCAAAGGAUGGUUUUGGUCAAAGGAUUAAUUGUACAUAUCGGGAGUUUUUAUGAUUUUAAUUGUUUAUAAUUUUAUAGUGAGCCAG
Hyphopichia burtonii NRRL Y-1933 is the source of this 1063-nucleotide messenger RNA. RefSeq lists its product as uncharacterized. The coding region runs from base 14 to 1006 and encodes 330 amino acids. The transcript has a single exon. The record is from RefSeq and is a predicted model, not a curated record. NCBI's taxonomy places the organism in Eukaryota, Fungi, Ascomycota, Pichiomycetes, Serinales, Debaryomycetaceae.